ACGAGGUAAAUAUUGAAUCCGAAUCAUGACCAACGGUGCAUCCCCAUAAUCCUUAACAUACGUGACCAAAUUAAGGAGGCUUCAUGGUAAAGCACGUGAGGCCCCCUUGGAUUCAACCCUUACAAAUAAUUAUUAUAGUUAUUAUUAAUUAAUUGUAACGCGUAUAGUGAGUAUAGAAAAAGCAGAUUGGCUUUAUCCACAACAACCAAAAACCAAUUAUAUAAGCAGUGACAAGAAGAAGAAGGAAUAGUCAAGAGUGGGAAAAUCUCCAACAUAGACACAUCAAUUAGUGAGAUCAUCUCAAAGCUUCGUUCAAUGGCAUCUAGGAAGAGCUUCCUUUCGAAAGUGAGUUCCAUCUUUGCAUCAUCAAGCACCGAUUUGGAGCCGAAAUUCUCAGAGGGUGACUUGGAAUUGGAUGAAGCUGAAGUCUUGUGGAACUUGUCCAACAGCAACAACAACACAGGGAUAGAGGCCAAGAAGGGGUUACGAUCUGGUAAGAAGAAAGGUAAAAAAUUGGAGGGUGGUGGUGGGAGAGUGAACCCUUUGGGGUCCUCAUCAUUGCCAGUGAAUAUUCCUGAUUGGUCCAAGAUUUUGAAGGAGGAUUAUAACAAGAAGAAAGAAAGUGAUGAAAGGGUUGUUAGUGAUGAUGAUGAUGAGAACAACGAUCGAGUACCUCCUCAUGAGUAUCUUGCUAGGACAAGAGGGGCUUCUCACUCUGUGCAUGAAGGGAGAGGAAGGACCCUCAAAGGUAGGGACUUGCGCAGUGUCAGAAAUGCAAUUUGGAAGAAAAUGGGGAUUGAAGAUUAACUAGUAUAGACUAUAGAGUUGCUACUGUCACAAAGAUUUAUGAUCUGAUUCCUUAACCUUUUAAUUUUUGGAAAUUUUGGUUUAGGUGAUUCAGUCAAUGAGCUACCUAGAUAUGUUACGUUAGGAAAGGUUUAUGUAAUCAUAUCUCAUAUAUAUGCUCUGCCUCUGCUCUUUAUGGACCUUUUAGAAUGAGUGGAUCAUGACUCUUGAUUGUUGAGUUAUAAGGAUAUGAUAAGGCUCCUUCAUUUGGGAAAGGAUCACUCUUGCUUGUAAGUUGUAAUUAACCGUUUUCAACUGCUUAAAUUUAUGUAUAUUUGUAGUUUCAUGGCUA
Messenger RNA from Cajanus cajan (pigeon pea), 1138 nucleotides. RefSeq names its product protein S40-4. NCBI's taxonomy places the organism in Eukaryota, Viridiplantae, Streptophyta, Magnoliopsida, Fabales, Fabaceae. The record is from RefSeq and is a predicted model, not a curated record.